AUUGCCUUCCCUGCUGGGGCCAUGGUUUCGAUCCGUUUCCAAGAGCGUAACUGGAUUUUCCACAAGCUCAUGGCCAUCCUUAACUGCAGGGACGAUAGGCGGCACAUCCUGGCCAUGGCAUUCUUCAUUCAGCUCCUCCAGAGCCCUGACCUCAGCAAUGAGCUGGAAGACACCAUUGUGGAGGAGAUGAGCAGGCAGCCGAGAGACCCCCAACACCGUGGUGCACUGGCUGGCGCUCAAAGGCCUCCUCAACCUGGCCCUUCGCCCAGAGAAGGCUGGGCUGUAAGGACUGAGACUCAGGAGAACCCAGCCCUGUACGAGAUCCUCCAGGAGCAGGCCUGCAGGCAGAAGAUGAAGGAGCUCUUCCCUCAGCUCUACAUAGCUCUGCUUUUCCACAUCACCUACACGGUGGAGCCGUCCAUGCAGAACAUUGCUUUGCACCAGAGGGUUCAUAACCAUGAGGACAUGCCCACACUCCUCAGCUCUGUCAGGGCCAUGGUUUUCAAUCAGUUUCCAAGAGCGUAACUGGAUUUUCCACAAGCUCAUGGCCAUCCUUAACUGCAGGGACGAUAGGCGGCACAUCCUGGCCAUGGCAUUCUUCAUUCAGCUCCUCCAGUAUCCUGACCUCAGCAACGAGCUGGAAGAUGCCAUCCUGGACCAGAUGAGCAGGCAGCUGAGAGACCCCAAUACUGUGGUGCGUUGGUUGGCGCUCAAAGGCCUCCUCAACCUGGCCCUUCACCCAGAGAAGGCUCUGCACAACCACUAUUCGCGGAGCCUGGACACCAUCCUCAGGGGCCGGUUGACAGAGACCCCCACCAUGGACAAGCUGCAGCACCUCCUGGAGCACGUCCAUCCCUCUCUCCAGUCGAAAAACACCCAGGAGAGAGCCAGGGCCGUACAGACCAGCACUGCCCUGCUCAAAUUCGCCACCCCCUGCCUGUAUUUGACACCUCCUCCGCCUUCUCCAAGGCAGGCGAAUUCGUGCUGCAGCUGGGUCUCUAUAUAUCUCACCCAGCCGAUGAUAUCAGCCGGCAAGCCAGGGGUGGGAUAUGUUGGCUUCACUGGCUCCUGCUUCAGAAGAGGGGUCUUUGGCGAGCUGUUCAUGGAGGACCAGAAAAUAUCUUUCCUCCCGGCGGGGCUGCUGGCCAUCCACCACUCCCUGCUCUAUGUCAGCCAGCUGCUAGAGGACGAGGGGGACAUUACAGCCAACAUCAUGGUACAACUAUUUAACAUCAGGUGCUUGCGCCAGGUCCCCAAAGCCCUGCAGGGGCUGUGCUCUGUGGGGCAGCACUGAAGACCCCCACCCCGCCUUCGCAUGACCAGCUCCCACCCCCUGCCGCAGUUUCUGUACCUCUGGCUGAAACCUACAGACCUUUGCACGCAGGAUCAGAGGGAUGUGUGCUGGGUAGAGCCCAGUCACUGGAGCCGCCAGCUGCCCCCGCUCCGCUAAAAGCCAGCCUCCCUCCUUUGGGGCUUCGUGCACCACAGCCUGCCUGAGCAGGGUGAAACACUUGGUGACUAUGGGGGAGGCUCUUCCCACCACCCCAGACCCUGGCUUCUUCCCCAUAUGCAAUGUCAUCAAGACAACAUAAGGGCAGAACAAGGAAACUCUGUGAUACAGCCUUCAACCAAGUGUCCCCGAAUGAUGAAAUUAUUGAAAGGCCCUGGCUCAUAUACUCACCAUCACCUGGCUGUGUCUUCUGAAUGGCUGAGGAAGCCCCCAAGGGCCCCUUGAAACCCAUCCCCAUCUGGGAAGAGAUAAAAACCUUGGGGGAAGAGCCCACAGCAGCAGCAGGAGCUGUGUGCCUCAGCCUUUCUGU
Molecule: messenger RNA, 1820 nt
Organism: Mauremys reevesii (Reeves's turtle)
Lineage: Eukaryota; Metazoa; Chordata; Testudines; Geoemydidae
Exons: 14
Coding region: 458-1294 (278 amino acids)
Cellular component (GO): cytoplasm
Source: RefSeq, a predicted model, not a curated record